AUGGUGACAACCGACUACAUGGAACCGGCGUCUGCGCUCGUGCUGGGACCGACCGGGGGGAUCCCCCGAGGGCGAACCACUGUGCGCAUGUGGAAGCUUUCGACGAUGGAGAUCACGCAGACGAUCAACGUGACGAAAGUGACCGGGAGGACGCACCGCGGCAACUACACCGGCUUCAUGGACGUGAAGUUCAUCCCGGGGGAUCCCUCUGGGCGGUCCUUCGCGAACGGGGGCGGCGUGAUCUACCUCAUCGACCCGGUAGCCGGGACGGCGGAACCGACCUACGUCUUCGCUUCGCCUGAAGUGGGUCCGUGCGUUCUGGCGAUAAGCGCGGACGGAACGCGCCUCUGGGGCACGCUCAACACGUGGGGCCAGGUCUACAUGUUCGACGCGAGCCGCCCAGAAAAGCUCGCCGUUCUAGAUGUCCUCGAGCUGGGCCCGUUCUCUGGGCCACAUUUCAUGCUGCUGCUAGAGCCCAAAGAAGAUCGUAUCGUCGUCGCAAAUUACUUCAUUCAAAUGCCGCCGGACAUGGGGGUGAUCGCCCCGCCUGCGGAUUACAAGGUUAGGGUCGCUAACCUGACCGAGAACGGGACGCGCAUGGUGCUGGACGAAGGGUUCGACGUGGACUUCGAUAACCUGCCGGGGGUGCCGCCGUCUAACCCGCAUGGGUUAGCGUACUUGUAA
Molecule: messenger RNA, 684 nt
Organism: Klebsormidium nitens
Lineage: Eukaryota; Viridiplantae; Streptophyta; Klebsormidiophyceae; Klebsormidiales; Klebsormidiaceae
Source: the annotation of a GenBank genome assembly